This is a messenger RNA of Saccostrea cuccullata (small rock oyster), 989 nucleotides long. RefSeq lists its product as uncharacterized. Lineage: Eukaryota; Metazoa; Mollusca; Bivalvia; Ostreida; Ostreidae. The transcript has 3 exons. The record is from RefSeq and is a predicted model, not a curated record. The annotation marks the transcript as partial.
AUGGCCACACCGAAGAAGCUUGCGAAAUUAAUUGUAAAGUCGGAUGAAACGCCUGCCGAAAACAUUCAAGGUUAUGUGCACGAGGUGUCCCCAUUGAAGACUUCCAAAAAUAACAACAAGUAUUUUAAUGCCAAGUUCCAGGAUAAUGAGUCUUUUUUGGACAUGGUGUGUUAUCGCAGCGAUUUGCUAGAGCAAAUGAAAGAACUAGAGAAGAACAGAACACCAGUGAUGCUACAAAAAAUCGGCAAAGCCAUAAGUCUCACCAAACCAGGAAAAUUUGAUGUCAAAAUAUUGAAGGACACUAGGAUUGCUCCCUGCAAGAAAUUGGAUUUUAGAUUUGAGAACCCACCGGAGUCGGAGGUAACCAGCAUUGCAGACAUAAAAGAUCAUGUCUUGGAAUAUGCCAAGGUGACUGUUGCAGCGAAAGUCCUAGAAGUCGGAGACAUUGAUAACCAGAUAACAAGUUCAGGAAAAUCAUUGAAGAAAAGGGAAUCUAUCAUAGCUGACAACAGUGGGGCCAUGGGGCUUACCAUAUGGGAGGAACAGAUAUCACUUGUUGAACCUGGUAAAUCAUACAAAUUCAAGAAUUUAACGCUGAGAAUCUGGAAUGAGAAGAAAAAGGUGUCCACGGCCAUAAAUUCUAGCAUCGAGGAAGUUGAAAACAUCGAAGCAGUAAACGACCAUGGAUAUGAAGACAUCACGAUAAAAAAGGAAAAAAACCAGCUUUUCAUUUUGUCAGCUUCAUGCAGCAAGGUGAGGAAGUGUACUAUUUGCAAUAGUACAAUACAAAACAUUAAUGAAGAAGUGAAAACAUUCAAAUGCACUAUCUGCAAUAUGCGGCAAAACAUUUCAAGCAUACAUAAAUUCUUAGAGUGCGAAAUAGUUGGGAUGCUGGACGGGAAACAAAGGAGACUCCAAAUACCAAAUCAAACACUGAAAUCGUUCUCCCCAACUCAAACCAUGGAAGAUUCUGAUGAAAUCGAAGAUGC